Molecule: messenger RNA, 1743 nt
Organism: Podospora anserina S mat+
Lineage: Eukaryota; Fungi; Ascomycota; Sordariomycetes; Sordariales; Podosporaceae
Exons: 1
Coding region: 1-1743 (580 amino acids)
Source: RefSeq, a predicted model, not a curated record
AUGAUCCAGACCACCUCAACAACCAACACCAUCACCUCCACCUCCACUGUCUCCAUCUUCCGCGUUUCCAUCCUCUCCUCCUCCACCACCACAACCUCAACCCGCACAACACUAGUAGAUUUCACCACCACUCGCACAACAACUGUCGACCUCACAGUCAAUGGCGCCGCCCGUCAAGCCUCCGCCGCCGUCUCGCAGGCCCAAGCUGGACGUCAACAAGGCGAGGCCAUCAUCGUCGAGAUUGACGUCUCUGGCACAAGCGUGGGUAUUGUUUCUGCUACAACAACAGGAAGCGUCAUGGUUUCCAUCUCUGGCACCACCGUACCAGUGGUUAUCACGGCAGCGUCAGUGUUUGCCAGUCAGAGAAGCGCAAGCAGUGCCAGUGUGCGCAGUGCGUCACUUGCGAGCGCGAGCAGGGCGAGCGUCGCUUCUGUGGCGAGUGUGAGCAGUGCAAGCAGGGCGAGUUUCUUGAGCGCAGCUGGGAUAGGGGGCAAUGAUGUGAUUACGGCUGCGGCGGUUUUCAGUGCUCUGAGAGCAGAGAGUUCGGCAAGGGCCGCGUCCGCCUCUUCAGCUUCGGCUUCGGCUUCGGCUUCGGCUUCGAGGGCGGCAGCAGCAGGGAGACUGCCAUUGAGUGGACAAGCUAUUGGAGUCGGACCUGUGUCCGCUUCGAUUGAUGUCGGAGUGGGCGCUUUGCCGGUUUCUGCUUCGGUGAACGUUGGUGCUGGAGGACCGGCUGGUUCUCCCAGCUUCAGCACUUCAAGCUCUGUGACUCCUGUGCGAGCUGGAGCCGGAGCACCAGGCCAAGCGUCCAUUUCUGUUUCCCAAGGCAGAGUUAGCUCACGCUCUUCAGCCACAUCCAGUUCAACAACACCACCAGCAAGAGUACCACUCGGUCUCGGCGGUACGUCCGGCCGCUUCACCAUCCCCGCCCAACAACAACAAGGAAUCAGCAUGCCCGUCAGAUCAGUUGCCUCCUCAUCAUCCUCAUCCACCGCCCGACCAGCCCGCCAACAAGGCGGAGCAGCAGGCGGCAUCGUAGCAGAAGCUCCCACCACUGUGGCCCCAGCUAGAGCCAUCUCAUCCGCCUCUGCCACUCCCUCCAUCGUAGGAAAGGGCAAGGGAUCUGGCGUGGCAGGAGGGAUCGUUGUAGAUCCCGACACUCCUGUUGUCAACAUCAAUACCAACAACGACAACACCAAUAACGUCGAGUCAGACUUUGGGGGUGAAUUCGUCCCGGGGGGCGGAGAGGAAGAAGGCACUGGUUUUGGAGCGAGAACCGGGGGAGAAUCCGACUUUGGAGCAGAGUUUGUUCCCGGGGGCGGUGAAGAGGGCAUUGUAUUUUCUGGAGAUGGUCUCACUUCCGACUCCCGCGUCGAGACGGGCUCUGAAUUCGGUAACGAGUUUAUUCCCAACGGCGGCGGAGAUGAAGGCACCAUCACCUCGGAUGAUUCCACUACGUCUGAGUCCCUCUUCGGCAGUGAAUUCAUCCCCAACGGCGGCGAAGAAGAAGGGGCAUUUAUCGCAUCCCCUAACAACCGGCGGGUCGAUAAUGUCAAUGGGCAGGAAGACGAUGGCGGCAGGGUAGAGAAGAGACAAGGCCAAAACGACCCAGUCAUUGUUGUCGUUACCGCUACCGCUACGGAUAAGGUAACUGCCACGGCAGAGACGGAUGUCACGGCUACGGCGACGGCGACGGCGACAGUUAGGGCGAGGUUUAGGGGCGUGAGGGAUUAUGUUCUUUAA